Fusarium vanettenii 77-13-4 is the source of this 1215-nucleotide messenger RNA. RefSeq lists its product as uncharacterized. Bases 1 to 1215 code for a protein of 404 amino acids. The transcript has 3 exons. Gene Ontology annotation, molecular function: zinc ion binding; DNA-binding transcription activator activity, RNA polymerase II-specific. Lineage: Eukaryota; Fungi; Ascomycota; Sordariomycetes; Hypocreales; Nectriaceae. Gene Ontology annotation, biological process: regulation of transcription by RNA polymerase II. The record is from RefSeq and is a predicted model, not a curated record.
AUGAAGCGGCUCGGCUACAAGAAGUCUCGUAACGGUUGCUUACAAUGCAAGCAGAGGCGCUGCGAUGAAUCUCAGCCUUGCUGCGGUGCUUGCCGACGACAUCAUUUGCCAUGCAGCUUGACUUUGGGCACCGACAGUAACCCCAUUCGCGAAGGCACUUCAGGUCAACGGCGAGCCCGCAAACAAAGACCAAGUGUAAAAGAGACCAUCCCUUUCUUUCCAAGCUUCCUCCACAGAGCAUGGCAUGCCGGCUAUCCAACCAACCAUACACAAGUGUCAGAUCUCGAGCUGAUGCACCACUACACCGCUAAAGCCUACCUUUCCGUAAGCCGGACACCCACUGCACGCGAAGCCUUACAACUAGCUGUGCCGCGAGAAGCAUUCUCUUCUCCAUGCCUUUUGCAUCAGAUUCUGGCAUUCUCGGCUUUCCAUCUGGCCUAUCUUAGACCUACCCAACGGCAUGCCUACUUACUCGCUGCCUCUCAACGCCAGAGCCAAGCAGUCAUACUGCUCAGCUCAGCCUUGGGGGAGAGCCUUACGCCCGAGAGCUGCCACAGCGCGUAUGCAAGCUCCAUGUUUCUCGUCAUCAGUGCCUUUGCCACGUUGCCCAGUUUUGAACUAUACAACCCCGCCUUCACACCCGUCGAUGCCCUGGCCGAUAUAUUUGCUCUCGUCGCAGGCAUGGUUGUAAUACUCCGUUGUUUCGAGAAGGAUCUUCGUGAGGGUCCACUCAAUGGGCUUUUCGGCCAGAGACUGCCCCUUGCCACUAUCCAGAGCCAUCACCAACCUCUCAUUGAACGACUAAGCUACGUCCGAGCUUGCUUGUCAGACGACAGUCUUGCAUCCAGCGGCGAGGAAACGUCCAUAGCUAUCAGCGCAUCGACUAUGCUCAUUGAGAGCAUAGUGGCCUCUCAACAGAGCAGCACUGUCUUGGGGACACCAGCUGAGCUAAGAGCAGCGUUCAUGUGGCCCAUUCGACUGGGGAAUGAGUUCCUCGAUCUCAUGAGAAACCGGAAUCCUCCUUCUAUGGUUAUUGUUGCCUACUACGCCGUUCUCCUGAGUUACUGCGAAACCGAAUGCUGGUUUUUGCGGCGAUGGGCCUUUGCAUUGAUCACGUCCAUCACCGAGUCGCUGAAGUGCACAGGAUAUGAGAAGAUGAUCACUUGGUGCAUUGACACUAUCCAUGAGCCUUCAGGAAGCCGUAGUGAGCUAUGA